Molecule: messenger RNA, 2855 nt
Organism: Phoenix dactylifera (date palm)
Lineage: Eukaryota; Viridiplantae; Streptophyta; Magnoliopsida; Arecales; Arecaceae
Source: RefSeq, a predicted model, not a curated record
AGUGUUCUGGAGGGAUAAUAAUGGUACUGUUAUGGCUUAUGGACAAACUGGUACUGGGAAGACUUUCACUCUUGGAAGGCUCGGAGAGGAAGACAAUGCUGCCCGGGGAAUUAUGGUCCGUGCAAUGGAGGAUAUUCUUGCAGAUACAUCUCCAGAUACAGAUUCCAUAUCUGUAUCCUACUUGCAGCUAUAUAUGGAAACCAUUCAGGACCUUCUUGUUCCUGGAAAUGAUAACAUUGCCAUUGUAGAAGAUCCAAAGACAGGGGAUGUUUCACUACCUGGGGCCACCAUUGUAGAGAUAAGAAAUCAGAGGAUUGUAGAACUUCUAAGACUAGGGGAAGCUCACCGCUUCGCCGCAAACAAGUUGAAUACAGAGUCAUCUCGAAGCCAUGCUAUUCUUAUGGUAACUUAUCAAAUUUUUGUUACAAGGUCAAUUAAGGGAAGGCAUGAUUCUGAACCAGGUUUACCUAGAGAGAAUUGCAAUGCGUCCACCCUUGUCUCUUCUCUUAGGCCACCUAUUGUUAGGAAAAGCAGCUUGUUUGUUGAUCUUGCAGGAUCAGAGCGAAUAGAUAAAUCAGGAAGUGAGGGACAUUCGCUGGAAGAAGCAAAAUCGAUUAAUCUGUCACUGAGUGCCUUAGGAAAAUGCAUUAAUUCACUUGCUGAAAAUAGUCCACAUGUUCCCUCGGAUUCAAAGCUGACAAGAUUGCUUAGAGAUUCAUUUGGAGGCACUGCAAGAACUUCACUGGUUGUGACAAUUGGCCCAUCUCCACGCCAUCGAGGAGAGACUGCAAGUACUAUAAUGUUUGGACAAAGAGCAAUGAAGGUGGAGAACAUGGUGAAAUUAAAGGAGGAAUUUGAUUACAAAAGCUUAUGCAGGAGGCUUGAUAUUGAGAUAGACAAGUUAAUUGCAACAAAUGAAAGGCAGCAGAAAGAUUUUGAAGAUGAGGUUGAGAGAAUAAGAGCAGAUGCACAGAGCCGUAUUGCUGAGGCUGAAAGAAACUAUAUGAAUUCUCUAGAGAAUGAGAGAUUGAAGUACCAGACAGAUUACUUGGAAUCAAUAAAGAAACUUGAGGAGAAGUGGAGAAUGAAACAGCAAAGCAGCAAUAAUGAUAAAACUAGAGUUGACCAUGAACAAUGUUUGCUGAAAACAUGUAACAUUGAGGGAUCAACAACAUCAAACUUGGAGGAAAUUACUGGGGUCGGACCGUUACUCCAGAAUGAAAAGCACCUACGGGAAUCUACUGAAGAGGUUAACGACCUUAAGAUCCAAGUGCUGCACUGGAAAAAUUUAGAAGCAGCUGCAAGUGCUGAGAUUAUAAAGCUCCGCAUGAUGCUUGACAAUGAAGCUAAUCAGAAGCAGAAGCUUGAAGAAGAAAUAAGAAUACUAAAAGGUCAGCUGUUGCAGUUGAGUGUUGAAGCUGAUAAGACAAAGAGGAUUCUUGACAGCGGUGGGUCUGGGAAAAUCUUAACAGGAUUAGAUUCCCUUAUGCCGCAAGCUAGGCAUUCACCGCUUAGAGACUCGGGAAAUGGACCUAAGGCAUCAAUUGCUAAACUCUUUGAACAAGUGGGGUUGCAAAAAAUAUUGUCAUUGCUUGAGUCGGAAGAUGCUGAUGUUCGUAUUCAUGCAGUAAAGGUGGUAGCAAACCUAGCAGCUGAAGAAGCAAAUCAGGAGAAAAUUGUAGAAGCUGGUGGUCUUUCAUCAUUACUGAUGCUCUUGAGAAGCUCAGAGGAUGAAACUAUACGUAGAGUAGCAGCUGGAGCAAUUGCCAAUCUUGCAAUGAAUGAAACCAAUCAAGAGCUUAUUAUGGCUCAAGGUGGCAUUAGUUUAUUAUCAAUGACUGCAGCUGAUGCCGAGGACCCCCAGACUCUUAGAAUGGUUGCAGGGGCUGUAGCCAAUUUAUGUGGCAAUGAUAAGCUACAAACAAGGCUGAGAGGGGAAGGUGGUAUUAAAGCGUUGCUAGGAAUGGUUAGAUGUGGGCACCCUGAUGUUCUUGCUCAAGUCGCACGUGGCAUUGCAAACUUUGCGAAGUGUGAGUCUAGAGCUUCUACACAAGGAAAUAAGGCAGGAAAGUCUCUUUUGAUAGAAGAUGGAGCACUUCCUUGGAUUGUAAAAAGUGCCAACAACGAAGCUGCACCCAUUAGAAGGCACAUAGAGCUUGCUUUAUGCCACUUGGCACAACAUGAAGUAAAUGCAAAUGAUAUGAUUAGCGAGGGAGCCUUGUGGGAGCUGGUUCGCAUUUCACGGGAUUGUUCUCGAGAAGAUAUUAGGACACUGGCACACCGAACUCUGACUUCCAGCCUUACUUUCCAAUCAGAGUUGAGAAGAUUACGCAUAGAAUGUUGAGAUUUGUUGACGUUGGGCCUUGUGCAUGAAUAUGAAUCGAGAAGCAGCAGAUAACAUUGAGUUGCACCUUCUGCAAGGAAGCGGGGUAGAAAGUAUCAAGGAGGUUUGGCUUGGCACCAUCUAAGUGAUGAAGUGGAUUCAAAUCAAGUUCCAAUGUUGAACUUGUGAUAAUUAAGAAUAUUCAUUUCUAAGAAGGCAGCGUUCUUUUUGUGACCCCUCCCCUCCAUGAAUUGGGGAAGAGGUCAAGAAUUCCUGUCAGCAAUUCUUUUUGUUCAUACUGAAUUCGUGUACCAGCCAAACUCAUCAUGCCUACCUGCCUAGCUAUUGUACAAGUGUGUAUAUAUUAAAUAAGGUAGAGAAGAUGGUUGUAACUUGCAUCAAGAGUAAUUGGCUGGAGGCUUCAACCUAUAGAAAUAUCCAGCCAUAUUUGUAUCAUACAUGUUAACAUUAUGGUGAUUCCAUAUUAAAAUUAUCAAGGUUUGUAGGUUAAUCGAGAUUUUUUUUACCUCAA